This is a messenger RNA of Phytophthora sojae, 618 nucleotides long. RefSeq lists its product as hypothetical. Bases 1 to 618 code for a protein of 205 amino acids. The transcript has 3 exons. Lineage: Eukaryota; Oomycota; Peronosporomycetes; Peronosporales; Peronosporaceae. The record is from RefSeq and is a predicted model, not a curated record.
AUGAACUUCAAAACUUGCUUCUCUGUCGCCCUCGCCACUGUGAUGGCCACGACCGCGGCUGCGGACUUCCAGUACUGCACGGACCCAGUCUGUGGUCCGGUCAACUCAGCAAAUACUGCCAGCAGAAAGGUGGUAAUGACCGCCGUUCCUUCGCUCGGUGCUGCUGUAGCAGUUGCACUUUGGGCGGCCGUUGCCAGCAGGUAUAGCGCAUUUCGUAUCUUUGGCAAGAAAGAUACAAACAACCGAGUCGCAAGUGCCAGUGUCCAAGAGCACCCCGUAGCGAUGAUGGACUUGUUGACGGGUGUGCGUGUCGUGUGUCGAGAAGACCUCCGCGUUCAGGCUCUGGGUCAUGUGGUGACCAUGACCGACGACUUCGCAGACAAAUCCAUCCACUGGACGCUCCCGAAAGCCGUCAAGGCGAGGGGUUUUCGAGCGCGUUCUGAGUCACAUUCGCAAUCUAAACGACGAGGCCAAGCGGAAACAGUUCGAGCUUGUUUGGGGUACGCAGCAUGUGGAAACAUCCUCGGGAAUAGAGGUACAAGGUCUCAGCAUCUGAGUCAACUUCUACAAUCAUCGCUGGAGGAAGGACACGUCAUGAUAAAUGGAAAUGGUAAUUAA